GUCUCCAAACUUACACGAUUAAUCAAACCACAGCGGUGCCAUUUACAUAGCUCGCAACAAUAUGUUAGGAGAAGCGGAUGCUAAAUUUCCCGGACAAGGUGGAGACGGUAUUCCGCCUUCCCCUUCUAGAGAGAACCCUGGCCAGGUUUACCCAAAGUCGGAUCCCAAAGCUGCACCGAAGGAUACUAUACCCGGUACGGGAAAGCAGAAUGAAACGUCAUCGUUUACCGGAAAUCCGUACCUACUGCAAGGAGCAUUGGACAAGCUCUACCAUUCCCUUACAGAUGUAAUAAAUAUUAUUCAAGAAGAGAAAUCGACGAUGGGUGGCUCCAGUGAGGAAGUGGCGUUCUUAGCGAAGUUAAAGUGCUGGAGGAAUGAUAUCACACAUGUACGUGACAGCAAAAGCCAGGGGCCCAGAAUAUCUGGAAUGGAUGGUGUGCCAGCGGAUGAGGGGGGUAUGUUUACUGAUUAG
Messenger RNA from Serpula lacrymans var. lacrymans S7.9, 472 nucleotides. RefSeq lists its product as uncharacterized. The coding region runs from base 62 to 472 and encodes 136 amino acids. The record is from RefSeq and is a predicted model, not a curated record. The transcript has 4 exons. NCBI's taxonomy places the organism in Eukaryota, Fungi, Basidiomycota, Agaricomycetes, Boletales, Serpulaceae.